Saccharomyces mikatae IFO 1815 is the source of this 1707-nucleotide messenger RNA. RefSeq names its product phosphopantothenoylcysteine decarboxylase complex subunit CAB3 (gene CAB3). Lineage: Eukaryota; Fungi; Ascomycota; Saccharomycetes; Saccharomycetales; Saccharomycetaceae. Gene Ontology annotation, molecular function: FMN binding; phosphopantothenoylcysteine decarboxylase activity. The record is from RefSeq and is a predicted model, not a curated record. The coding region runs from base 1 to 1707 and encodes 568 amino acids. The transcript has a single exon. Gene Ontology annotation, cellular component: phosphopantothenoylcysteine decarboxylase complex. Gene Ontology annotation, biological process: coenzyme A biosynthetic process.
AUGACUGAUGAAAAAUUAAAGUCUGAUCGAAAUAUGAACGGUAAACAAGGGGUUAAUCUAAUUUCAUCUUUGCCCACCACACAAGUGCCGGUUUCAAUCCUGACCAACAAGGAGAAGAGAAAAAGUGUUCACGAUGAGACAAGUUUUGAAAGAUCGGAUAAUCACGAUGAUCUACCAAGGUCCAACUCUAACAGGAGAAAUAUUUACAAAAAUGAUUACGGUACAAAUUUGAGGGAUUUCUCUUUCGCUGAUUUGAAACAAAAUAAUGAAAGAACUAAAGAUGCUCAUGACAUACAAAUUAAUACGAACAUGUCACCAAAUAAUAAUGGCCAGCAAAACAGCUUUUCGCCUUCAUUACCUUCUGCCGUUUCAUUUACGGUACCAGAAGUAGAAAGGUUGCCAUAUCAUAGAUAUUCGAUUUCCAAUAAACCUGGAAAGCAACAACAGCAACAACAGCAACAGCAACAACAAGAACAACAGCAGAAUGCACAACUACAUGAGCAACAUCAACAAGCAAAGCAACAAGAGAGAGAGGCGAAGCAGGUACAGGAACAAGUGCAAAGAAAGCAAAAUGAAAGACAACAAUCGGUAGACAAGAAGGAAAGGAUAGCGAAUGCUGUGUUGAAGAAAAAUUCUGCCACUGAUGAUGCAAAUGCUAUGGAAUAUUCGAUAUCAAGUGGGCUGAGCAAUAGUGAAGACGAAGUGGAUUCACCUUCCAUGGAAAAAAACUCUAUUGUUCAUAUGCCUGGUGAUUUUAUAUACUUCAAUCCCAAGUCAACUGCUUCUAAACCUAUGACGACGAAAGCGGCACCAUUAUCAGUUAACAAUUCCAUACAUAAAAACAAGGAAGUCAUCACUGCGCCAACGGGGCCCCGUGUGCCCUUUACAGAGUUCUUCCAGAAGGAAGAUGACAAAAAAUUCCAUAUUCUAAUUGGAGCAACAGGUUCUGUUGCCACAAUAAAGGUACCUUUAAUCAUUGAUAAAUUAUUUAAGAUAUAUGGGCCUGAAAAGGUUUCUAUUCAGUUGAUUGUAACCAAACCCGCAGAACAUUUCUUGAAGGGGCUGAAAAUGUCAACGCACGUCAAAAUUUGGAGGGAGGAAGACGCAUGGAUAUUUGACGCUGUGAAUAAGAAUGACACUAGCUUGAGCCUGAAUUUAAUAUUGCACCACGAAUUAAGGAAAUGGGCCGAUAUUUUCCUGAUUGCGCCCUUGUCAGCCAAUACACUUGCCAAAUUAGCCAAUGGUAUAUGUAACAAUUUGUUGACUUCUGUGAUGAGAGAUUGGUCACCACUUACUCCAGUUUUAAUUGCGCCUGCAAUGAAUACAUUCAUGUAUAUUAACCCUAUGACAAAGAAGCAUCUGACAAGUCUAGUACAAGACUAUCCCUUUAUCCAGGUUCUAAAACCUGUAGAGAAGGUGUUGAUUUGUGGGGAUAUUGGUAUGGGCGGUAUGAGAGAAUGGACAGACAUUGUGGAGAUUGUUCGAAGGAGAAUCAACGAAAUAAGAAAAGCCAGAGACGAAGAAACUGGUGACAAAGAGCAGGAACAAGAAGAACAAGAGGGCAUUGGCAAUGAAGAUGAUGAUGAGGACGAGGAUGAGGACGAUGAAGACGAAGAGGAGGAAGUAGCUCGAAAUGAAACAGCAUCGGAUGAGAGUAAUGACGAGGAGGAUGAGGACGAUGAAGACGAGCCGGAAACUGAAGUUUAA